AUGGCCACGCUGGAGGGCUGCCGCUGCCGGGGUGCCAGCGGCCGAAACAACAACAGCAUCCUCUACAGCAUUCUGAAGAGCGACAGCCUUGUGACCCCCGAGGAGCAACAGCAACAACAACAACAACAACAACAACAACAACAUCCCCACCAACAACAAACACUGCAACACUUGUUCCAGAAGACGCCCUCCUCCGCUCCGGCUUCCCUGCAGGAGCUCCGGCAGCAGGCUUGCUCCUGCGGCUCGACGCGCCGCCGCGGCGUCCUGCGCUCCCCGCAGGUGACGUGCAAAGCGGCGUCCGCGGUGCUGGUGAAGACGCUGCGCUUCGUGAAAAACGUCCCCUGCUUUCGAGAGCUGCCGGAGGACGACCAGCUGAUACUGAUCCGGAGCGGCUGGGCGCCGCUGCUCGUGCUGGGACUCGCGCAGGACCGAGUGGACUUUGAGACCACGGAGACGGUGGAGCCCAGCAUGCUGCAGCGCAUCCUCACGGGUCUGCCGGACAGACAGGGCGAGUUGUUGGCCGGACAGAGCAGGGGGGCGGCCGGGGUCUCUGUGGUGGACAUCGAGGCUAUCAGAGCCUUCCUGAAGAAGUGCUGGAGUGUAGAUAUCAGCACGAAGGAGUACGCGUACCUGAAGGGAGCUGUGCUGUUUAAUCCAGACCUGGAGGGGUUGCGCUGUCUGCACUACAUCCAGUCGCUGCGUCGAGAGGCGCACCAGGCUCUGAACGAGCACGUCCGGCUGAUCCACCGUGAAGACACGUCGCGGUUCGCCAAACUGCUCAUAGCUCUGUCCAUGCUGAGGGCCAUCAGCCCGCCGGUGGUCGCCCAGCUCUUCUUCAGACCCGUCAUAGGCACCGUCAACAUCGAGGAGGUGCUCAUGGAGAUGUUCUACGGGAAGUAGGUCACAGGUCCACGGCGGAGGGAAGAUGAAUUCAGCAGGUUCAGCUGUCAGAUGGACUUGCUCCAAUAAACUCGUAUUGGGUAGGAGGUGAGGGGCAGAUGAGGAGGAUAUUUGGGACUGAAUUGACAACA
Molecule: messenger RNA, 1031 nt
Organism: Stegastes partitus (bicolor damselfish)
Lineage: Eukaryota; Metazoa; Chordata; Actinopteri; Pomacentridae
Product: nuclear receptor subfamily 0 group B member 1-like
Exons: 2
Coding region: 1-900 (299 amino acids)
Biological process (GO): negative regulation of transcription by RNA polymerase II
Cellular component (GO): nucleus; cytoplasm
Molecular function (GO): transcription corepressor activity; transcription factor binding
Source: RefSeq, a predicted model, not a curated record